This is a messenger RNA of Sturnus vulgaris (Common starling), 2912 nucleotides long. The record is from RefSeq and is a predicted model, not a curated record. NCBI's taxonomy places the organism in Eukaryota, Metazoa, Chordata, Aves, Passeriformes, Sturnidae.
GUGCUCAACCUGUUCCUGGCUUUGCUGCUGAGCUCCUUCAGCGCCGACAACCUGGCGGCCACGGACGACGACGGCGAGAUGAACAACCUGCAGAUCUCGGUGAUCCGCAUCAAGAAAGGCAUCGCCUGGAGCAAGGCGCGGCUCCGCGAGUUCAUGCAGGCUCAUUUCAAACACAGAGAGGCCGACGAGGUGAAGCCCCUGGACGAGCUGUACGACAGGAAGGUGAACUGCAUCGCCAACCACACGGGAGCCGACAUCAACAGGGACAUCGACUUCCAGAAGAACGGCAACGGCACCACGAGCGGCAUCGGCAGCAGCGUGGAGAAAUACAUCAUCGACGAGGAUCACAUGUCCUUCAUCAACAACCCCAACCUGACCGUGCGCGUCCCCAUCGCCGUCGGGGAGUCCGACUUCGAGAACCUCAACACCGAGGAUUUCAGCAGCGACACGGAGCCCGACGGCAGCAAAGAGGUGGGAGGGGGAAAAGAUCCGUGUUGCAUGCAACGCUGCAAAUGCUGCCAGGUCAAUAUUGAGGAAGGGCUGGGAAAGUCGUGGUGGACCUUGAGGAAAACUUGUUUCCUCAUCGUGGAGCACAACUGGUUUGAGACUUUCAUCAUCUUCAUGAUCCUCCUGAGCAGUGGGGCUCUGGCUUUUGAGGACAUUUACAUCGAGCAGAGGAAAACCAUCAGGACCAUCCUGGAGUAUGCAGACAAAGUGUUCACCUACAUUUUCAUCCUGGAGAUGCUGCUCAAGUGGUGUGCCUAUGGAUUUGUCAAAUUCUUCACCAAUGCCUGGUGCUGGCUGGAUUUCCUCAUCGUGGCUGUGGUUGUCAAUGCCUUGGUUGGCGCUAUCCCUUCCAUUAUGAAUGUCUUGUUGGUCUGCCUUAUCUUCUGGCUGAUUUUCAGCAUUAUGGGGGUUAACCUGUUUGCCGGGAAAUAUCAUUACUGCUUUAAUGAAACAGCUGAGCAUCGCUUUGAGAUAGAUGUUGUUAACAACAAGACAGACUGCGAAGCUCUGAUGCCUCCCAACUCCACGGAGAUCCGGUGGAAGAACGUGAAAAUUAACUUUGACAACGUUGGGGCAGGGUACCUGGCUCUGCUGCAAGUGGCCACAUUCAAGGGCUGGAUGGACAUCAUGUAUGCAGCUGUAGAUUCCAGAAAGCAAGAAGAGCAGCCCAAGUACGAGGACAACAUUUACAUGUACAUUUAUUUUGUUAUCUUCAUCAUCUUCGGCUCCUUUUUCACCCUGAACUUGUUCAUUGGUGUCAUCAUCGACAACUUCAACCAACAAAAGAAAAAGAUAAGUGAUCUGUGUUUGCUGAUCUGCAAAAUAAAAUCUGCCAUUUCCAAUCCUAAACCAUUCCACACUUCCACUAUGUUUUUUUUUUUCUUUUGUUAUUUUUUUUCUGUUGUUCCCAAUCCCUUUCCCGUGGCCCAGAACCGCGUGCAGGGCGCCGUGUUCGACUUCGUCACGCAGCAAGCCUUCGACAUCGUCAUCAUGAUGCUCAUCUGCCUCAACAUGGUCACCAUGAUGGUGGAGACAGACACGCAGAGCAAGCAGAUGGAGGACAUCCUGUACUGGAUCAACUUCGUCUUCGUCAUCUUCUUCACGUGCGAGUGCGUGCUCAAGAUGUUCGCGCUGCGCCAUUACUACUUCACCAUCGGCUGGAACAUCUUCGACUUCGUGGUCGUCAUCCUCUCUCCCGUAGGGAUGUUCCUGGCCGAGAUCAUCGAGAAGUAUUUUGUGUCUCCCACGCUGUUCCGGGUGAUCCGCCUGGCUCGCAUCGGCCGCAUCCUGCGCUUGAUCAAGGGGGCCAAGGGGAUCCGCACGCUGCUCUUUGCCUUAAUGAUGUCCCUGCCUGCCUUGUUCAACAUCGGCCUCCUGCUCUUCCUCGUCAUGUUCAUCUUCUCCAUCUUCGGCAUGUCCAACUUCGCCUACGUCAAGCACGAGGCCGGCAUCGACGACAUGUUCAACUUCGAGACCUUCGGCAACAGCAUGAUCUGCCUGUUCCAGAUCACCACGUCGGCCGGCUGGGACGGGCUCCUGCUGCCCAUCCUGAACCGGCCCCCGGACUGCGACCUGGACAAGGAGCACCCGGGCAGCGGCUUCAAGGGCGACUGCGGCAACCCCUCGGUGGGGAUCUUCUUCUUCGUCAGCUACAUCAUCAUCUCCUUCCUCAUCGUGGUCAACAUGUACAUCGCCAUCAUCCUGGAGAACUUCAGCGUGGCCACGGAGGAGAGCGCCGACCCGCUGAGCGAGGACGACUUCGAGACCUUCUACGAGAUCUGGGAGAAGUUCGACCCCGACGCCACGCAGUUCAUCGAGUACAGCAAGCUGGCGGAUUUCGCCGACGCCCUGGAGCACCCUCUGCGCGUGCCCAAGCCCAACACCAUCGAGCUCAUCGCCAUGGACCUGCCCAUGGUGAGCGGCGACCGCAUCCACUGCCUCGACAUCCUCUUCGCCUUCACCAAGCGCGUCCUGGGCGACAGCGGCGAGCUCGACAUCCUGAGGCAGCAGAUGGAGGAGAGGUUCGUGGCCUCCAACCCUUCCAAAGUGUCCUACGAGCCCAUCACCACCACGCUGCGGCGCAAGCAGGAGGAGGUGUCGGCCGUGCUCAUCCAGAGGGCGUACAGGGCUCGGCUGGCGCGGCGCGGCUUCGCCGGCGGCCGCAGGGUGGCCGGCACCAAACUGGAGAACGGGGCGGCCACCAGGGAGAGGAAGGAGGGCGGGACCCCGUCCACGGCGUCCCUGCCCUCCUACGACAGCGUCACCAAACCCGAGAAGGAGAAACAGCAACGGGCGGAGGAGGGCAGGAGGGAAAAGGCCAAGAGACAAAAACAGGAACACAAGUGUUGAGACACACACACACACAAACACAAACACACACACACACAGAGAGAAAAAAAAAUAAU